AUGCUCAGUGGCAAGCCCCUGUUCCCUGGCAAGGACUACCACCACCAGUUGACACUCAUUCUGGACGUGCUGGGCACGCCCACUAUGGAAGACUACUACGGAAUCAAGUCGCGCCGCGCUCGAGAAUACAUUCGAUCACUCCCCUUCAAGAAGAAGGUUCCCUUCCGAACUCUGUUCCCCAAGACCUCGGAUCUGGCCCUCGACCUGCUCGAGAGUCCUCGCAUUCAACCCUGUUAA
This is a messenger RNA of Fusarium musae, 237 nucleotides long. RefSeq lists its product as uncharacterized. Lineage: Eukaryota; Fungi; Ascomycota; Sordariomycetes; Hypocreales; Nectriaceae. The coding region runs from base 1 to 237 and encodes 78 amino acids. The transcript has 2 exons. The record is from RefSeq and is a predicted model, not a curated record.